Messenger RNA from Vitis riparia (riverbank grape), 1448 nucleotides. RefSeq lists its product as uncharacterized. The transcript is spliced from 9 exons. Lineage: Eukaryota; Viridiplantae; Streptophyta; Magnoliopsida; Vitales; Vitaceae. The coding region runs from base 416 to 1114 and encodes 232 amino acids. The record is from RefSeq and is a predicted model, not a curated record.
UUUCGUAGAAUGAAAUUUUUUCCAGAAUCCAGUCUCUGAAAGUGGAUAUCCAAACACCAUCUAAUAUAACCGGAGCACCAUCCGAUGUGGCGGAAAAGAGACCAUAGAAGUUUGAUGUUUUGCCUAGAAAAGGCCAUCUGGCUAUAAAAUCCUCCUUGAAGGCGGAUAACAUACCGGAGAUUUUUUCUAUUUUUAUUUUUUAUUUAUUUAUAUUUGGCAUAUGUACAGUUGAUCUGAUCAUUACCCGAUGGCCGGUGGUUUUGUCACCGGAAAAGCUUGCCAUUUUCCAUGGUUUGAGGCAGAAGAGCGGCGCUACCGGCAGUAGGCAGCUCUCUCUGCUUCUGUUUCAAUCUCCAGGACGCUUGCGGAAAUUCGGUUCAGGGAGUGAUAAUCUCUGUAUAAAUGUAGGGUGAAGAUGGAAGCUACUGCUACGACUGGGCCUGCAUUUCUAUCUUUUGCUCUUCCCAAGCUCACCAGGAGGAGAAUACAAGUCAUCAAGGUACAUAAAGCCAAUUUGUCGGAUUCAAAGCAAAAGAAAGCUUAUUUAUUUGCCACAAGGAAGGAAAGAAUUGGGUUGCCAAAUUAUGAUGUGGGUUCAGGGGGCAAGACCUUUCACAUACGGGAAUUUUUGAGUGACCCAUCUGGUGUUGAAGCAAUCUUGAAUGCAAAAGCCUUGAAAAGUUUUCAGUCUCUUGGUUCGGACUUAUACAGGUGCACCCUGCCAAGAAUUCAACUUCUGAACUUUGAAGUGGUUCCUGUGGUUGACUUACGAGUUACCUCAACAAGUGAAGUUUGUACAGUUGAAAUGUUAUCAUGCACGUUUGAGGGUUCCGAAAUCAUGGAACGCCAAAAUAAGCAUUUUUCAGCAUCCAUGAGAAAUCAAAUUACAUGGGACACAAAUAAUUCUGAGCCAUUUUUGGAUAUUGACGUGGAGUUGAAUCUCGCUCUUGAGAUCUACACUAAGCCAUUUACUUUGCUGCCGAUAUCUGCUGUUGAGGGCCCUGGAAAUCUAGUGAUGCAAGCGCUACUGGAUAGGCUAGUUCCAUUGCUUUUGCAGCAAUUAAUACGAGACUAUGACAAUUGGGUUCAACAGAAAUGUGAAUUUUCUUCCUGAAUGCGGUUGGUGAUACCUGCAUGGUCAAAUGACUUUUACUUCACUAAAUGAAGAUGGCCUAUAGCCAUGACAAGUCCUUUGUCUCGCAAAGGAUGUGCCUUUUCCCCACAAGUUAUUUGAUGAAGCUGUGCAUCAAAGGAGUGCCAUGAGAAGCUAUGCGAGUUCACUUUCGGGUGGUACCACAUAUUUGGUUUAUAUAUUGAUUUACAAUUCACAUUCUGUGUAUUGUUAAGUGAAUUUCACUAGUCCUAAGAUACUGUGUAUUUUUAAGUGAAUUUUACAAGUCCUGAGAUACUAUGAUUUAAAUAAUAAUAAUAAUAAUACAAAAAAGAAA